GGUGUGGCUCUAUAGGUGUGUCUCUGUGUCUGUUGACUCACUACUCGCAGCGACAGAUAGCAGCGGCUCAGAGUAAAGUCUGUCCAGCCUCCCCCCUCCACCAUUCACAUUCACUCCACAGCACACAAGUGAAGGAGGAAUAGACGACUUUUAACGCCGACGCAAAGCCAUCAUCUGUCACUCUUUUGGACUGAGCCGCUCUCGGUGGAGUUCAGCUUUUUUUCGUCUCGCGGACAAAGUCCAUUAAAAAAGUUUUGCAAAGAAAUGGCGAAUGUUUUAAUUCUCCACAUCGGCUUGGCUUUGAUCCUGUCCGGUGUGGAGUCGUGUUUUAACACGGACUCUCUGCGCGUUUAUGUGUCAGAAGCUAUUCCAACUGGAUCCAAAAUCACAACAGUCGAAACUAGUCCCGACUGCGACGCCAAAUCAACGCGCUUCACUUUGAGCGACAAAAGCUUCCAAAUGUCAAGUAAUGGAGUACUAGAGGCUGUAGCAGAUGUGGAAGUGGACGCAGGAGAAGGGCGGACAUUUUCUGUGAGGGCUCAGGACAGCAGUGGAUUGGAAAGUGAGAUGGUAGUUCACCUUGUUCACAACAGGAGGGUGAAAAGAAAGUCGCCCACAGGCUUCCUGAAGAGAUCCAAGAGACGCUGGAGUCCUCCACCCUUCAACAUACUGGAGAAUGACAAGGGACCUUAUCCAAAAGACAUUGAAAGGAUUGUAUCGGACUCUGAACAAAAUCGCAAUGUGUACUACACCAUCAGUGGACCUGGUGCCGACCAGCAUCCAGUGAGAUUGUUCUCUCUCGACCCUAAGACUGCCAUGUUGACUGUGCACGGCCCAAUAGAUCGGGAGGAGUUCCCAGCAUUUACAUUAACAACCAGAGUUUUCGACAAAAACACGAAAGUGGAGACAGACGACUCUUUGGACAUCCAUAUAGAAAUAGAUGAUGUGAAUGACAACGCUCCCCAAUUCAAAAACCUACAACCAUUUACUGUGCUCGAGCAAAGCAUCGUAGGGACAGUGGUGGGGUUGGUGGAUGCUACAGACAGAGACAAACGAGGAUCCCUCCAUGUCAAGAUCAAGUAUACUCUCUUGACAGGAUUAGACCUGUUUGCCAUCAAUAAAGACACAGGUGUCAUCACCACGGUAACCAACACCCUGGACAGAGAGGUAAAAGACAAGCAUUUGGUGAUAGUAAAAAUCCAAGAUUUGGACGGUGCAGUAACUGGUCUGUCCAGCACAGCAACAGCAACCAUUACUGUUGGUGAUAUCAACGACAAUCCACCGACUUUCACAAAAGUGUCUUAUGCAGUCAAUGUCAAAGAAAACGAAAAAGAAAUACUUAUCCUCCGAAUUCCCAUUGAAGACAAGGAUUUAAUAAACACACCAAACUGGAUUUCGACAUUUGUCAUCGCUAAAGGAAAUGAUAAUGGAAAUUUCAGAAUCGAUACUGACAACAAAACAAACGAGGGGCUUCUCUAUGUCUCAAAGGCCUUAGAUUAUGAGAAGAACAAAAAUAUAAAACUUGAGAUUAGGGCACGUAAUCAAGCUGAGCUGAUUGGUACCACGGCCACAUGGCUGUCAAUCCCCGUGGACGUCAAUGUCCUCAAUGAAGACGAGGGUCCAGCGUUCUUGACUCCUACUAUCCGCUUCGUUGUCAAAGAGAACACACCAAACGGCACGGUGAUAGGAAGUUACACAGCUGUGGAUCCUGAGACCAAGAGCGGCGACGGCAUCAUGUAUUACAAGGGCAACGACCCAGGUUCCUGGAUCAGUGUCAACAGAAAUAACGGAGAGCUGAAGGUUACAAACACAAUUGACAGAGAGUCACCGUUUGUCGUAGAUGGACUUUACAGCAUCCCCAUGAGCGUUGUUGAUGCCAGCUCCAAGACGGGAACGGGAACAGUCAUCCUUGUGGUGGAGGACGUCAACGACAACGUGCCGAUGCUCCCUACCGGCGAGAGGUUGUUGUGUGAGAAGGAAGGAGAGCUUGGCUCUGUGCUGGUUGUGGCUGAAGACAACGACCAGAGUCCCUUUUCUGCCCCCUUCAGCUUUAGUUUGCCAGGCAGUGAUGAUGAUGCCACAUGGUCUGUGAUUAAAUUUAAUGACACAGCAGCCACGUUGAAGCACAUGAAAGAGCUUCCUACAGGGAUAUACGAUGUUCCCUUGGACAUUACAGAUCUGCAGGGCAAUGGCAAAACACAGACGGCGAAAGUGAGGAUCUGCCAGUGCGCGAAUGGAGUCUGCUUGGCCAACCAAAGCUCUAUGUCAUUGGGGCCACUGGCUUUACUGGCUAUGUUGUUGCCUCUGCUUCUCCUCCUACUGCUCUGCCUACUGCUUGCAUUUUUCUGUGUGACAAAGAGAGAAAAAAUGAAGCUUGAAGACGAAGCAGACGGCGGUGGAAUCCUGCUCAAAUCAAACACCGAGGCCCCAGGGGAAGAAGUGGAUUCGAGUCUCAUCAAUGUUCCCACUACAGCAGUUGAAACACUAGUGAAGGGCUCUGUUAAGGGUUCUGCGGUGAAUGCAGGAUGGAUUGGGAACAAGAGCACCAGCACAAUGGGAGGCCAAAGCAUACAUGACAAUGGGAUGUACACGUCCAAUGGUGUCACAUCCGAUAUGCAGAAUUACUACUAUAGCCAGAAUAACCAGUUUGGUACUCAGUCAGUAGGUGGAGGUCAACUUAUGGGUACAUUUAACGGUGCAAGCUUUGACAACAGAUAUCUCGCCCAGGACACAGCUUUUCUUCACAACUGGGAAACAAAUGGCCGCUAUCUACACCAGAAGCUGACCUAUUUUGGAACAGACGAGGAAGGACGGUACGCCGACGACAUCGUCCACUCCUACGGGUUCGAGGGGGUGGGCUCUGCAGCUGGCUCUGUGGGAUGCUGCAGCGACAUUGGCGACGACGAUAACCUUGACUUCCUAAACACGCUCGGACCAAAGUUCAAAACUCUAGGAGCUGUGUGCAACAAGACAUGAACAAUGAAGCUCUGAAAAGAAUGGUGUUUACUUUUCACUGAGCAGGAUGUGGAAAAGGCCUGGGAUCUGAAUGCUUGGUGUGCCCCUGAACAUGAAUGAGAAAACGAACAAGCAGGUGGCGUCAGUGUGUGCGCACUGCUCUGCUAUCACUUUUUGUUGUUAGUUUUUUACUUUGCUGCUUUUUGGCAAAGUCUUUUGCACUGAAAACUAUGCAGUCGGUUGUACAUACUUUGUGUCGCGUGUUACGUGUUGUUUGCCUUUAGAGUCUUGGUUUCCCAACCACCCAUUCAUCCAUUGGCUUUACCUGCUUCUCCUCGUAGAAGGUCACAUGGGGCUGGUUUUGAAGGUUCAUAAUGGUAGUUGUAUUGAUAGGUGCAGUGAAGGGCUGCGGGGUUUUCUAUCUACUGUAUGAGUAACAACUUUGGGUAUAUUGGUUAUUGUCAAUCCUCUGUGUUCACAGUAAAUGAUGCAAUUUAGCAUUUGUGUGGCUUAAGUUUAAAUUUCGUGCUAAGUUUUUUUAGUUUUGAUAUAUUUUUUAAAGAAAAAUAAAAUACCUAAAUGAAAUAAAACAAUAACACAACUGCCUGUUUUAAUAUUUCACAUGAACAUACUUUAUUUCAAAUUACAUGCUCAGAAUUAUUUAUCAGUUUUGAACAAUACUGUUGACUGUCUUCCACUGGUUUAGUAAGUAUUUGUGCAAACACAUUCCUCUGCAGCUCCUGACUGUUGACUGGGCGUAGCUUCAGCCCUGUGUGUCAUCGAGGUUGUUGCGACAUACUGACAGUAAUCCUGUGAAAGUCGGCACCAGGGCGUGAAUGUGAUGAGUGAGGUGUUACUGACAUUGCCUGACCAGACACACGAAAAGCUAAACAAAUAAAAAUGUCCUUGAACCUGCUAAUUAAAAAGGGAAUCAUUCCCAUGACAUUCCCAUGUGUGUAUAUUAAGUUGUUGAAGUUGUAAUUUUGCAUGGUCAAUAAAGAAUGUUUCUAUUGUAACACA
This is a messenger RNA of Sebastes umbrosus (honeycomb rockfish), 3975 nucleotides long. It is a transcript of the gene dsc2l, whose product is annotated as desmocollin 2 like. The transcript is spliced from 16 exons. The record is from RefSeq and is a predicted model, not a curated record. Gene Ontology annotation, molecular function: calcium ion binding; cadherin binding. Gene Ontology annotation, biological process: regulation of axonogenesis; cell-cell junction assembly; synapse assembly. Lineage: Eukaryota; Metazoa; Chordata; Actinopteri; Perciformes; Sebastidae. Gene Ontology annotation, cellular component: plasma membrane; neuron projection; apical part of cell. Bases 265 to 2976 code for a protein of 903 amino acids.